UCUUUGGUUAAGAAGCGUGGGAGACCAAAAAUGUGUGAUGCAAUCAAAUUGCCUCCUUCUGAGCUUUAUAAGCAUGUCGAAGAUAUUAUUGGCAAUGAGUUAGUGCAGGUCUUGCAGAUUAGGAGCAAAAUACCUAGAAAGAAAGCCCUCACUUUGCUUGAAGAUAAAGUUAUAGACAUAUUGAGUGAAAAAGGGUACAUUAGCUCUGAUGCAAUUCUUGGCGUUAAUGAAACACUAUCUGAUAUGCUUGAGGAUGAAGAUGAGGAUGAGGAAGUGGUUGUAGAUGGUGAAGUGGAUGAAGGAGAUGUUCAUAUAAAGCCUACUUUAUGAAAAACUACU
Messenger RNA from Humulus lupulus (European hop), 339 nucleotides. Its product is annotated as probable polyribonucleotide nucleotidyltransferase 1, chloroplastic. Gene Ontology annotation, biological process: RNA processing. The transcript is spliced from 2 exons. The record is from RefSeq and is a predicted model, not a curated record. NCBI's taxonomy places the organism in Eukaryota, Viridiplantae, Streptophyta, Magnoliopsida, Rosales, Cannabaceae. The coding region runs from base 31 to 330 and encodes 99 amino acids. Gene Ontology annotation, molecular function: RNA binding.